AUGCCUUCCAAACCGUCGUCAGGCUUGCAGAAAGCAUUCGAUCGAUAUUCGAAAUUUGGCAAAACUCAAGCCCAAUUAGCGGAUCAGCAUGGUCUUCGUAUUGGCUCAGCAGGCAUUCAGAAAAUGAUGAAAGAUUGUUCGUUAAUUGACAGCAAAUAUACUUCACAAUUAUUAGAUAAUGACAUCGCGCGUGUACUAGGAAAGUUAACAAUCAAAUCGAAUGAACCUAGUACGAUUUGUUAUCCCAAGGGAAUGAAAACAUUCGAAAUCAAAGGUUUCAAAGUUCUCAUCGAUCGCAUCGCCGAAUCUAAAGGUGUUGGUCAUGAUGCAAUUCUUGCUCGAAUUAAUGCAAAUGAAGGUCCAAGUCUUAAUCAUGUUACUGAAGUUACUAACAAAGAUAUCACCCAUCGCAUGACGGACACUACGCAAUACACAGGUACACAUAAAGAACGAUUCGAUGAAGAAGGCCAUGGCAAAGGUAAAGAAGGCCGUUCGGAUGAAAUUGUAUCUACAGGUUAUGUGCAAGGUUUCAAAAUCAAUGAUCAAGUAUCCUCGAUGAAAAAAUAA
Molecule: messenger RNA, 567 nt
Organism: Adineta ricciae
Lineage: Eukaryota; Metazoa; Rotifera; Eurotatoria; Adinetida; Adinetidae
Source: the annotation of a GenBank genome assembly